AUGGCGAGCACGACCGGCGCCCAGGCGGCGGGCGACGAACGCGCGAAGGAGCGUGUCGAGGAGAGGAUACGCCUGCGAGAGCAAGGGAGUUAUGUAGUGUGGCCCCCGUCGCCGCCCCGCUCGCUGUCGGACAGCGAGGACGAGAAACACGAGCACCGUGCGCAGGACGAGGACCGUGCUCGGCACCACCGUCACAAACACCACCGCCACCACCGGCACCACCGGCACCGGCACCGCUCACGGUCGCAGAGCAAGGAGGCGUCGCCACGCCGGCGCACGCACUCGCCAGACACAGCGCACGACGAAGAGAUCGGCCCGCAGCCGCUGGCCAUGCCGGACGACGCGCCUUUGUACGGCGAUCGUCUCUUGCCCGGCGAAGGCGCCGCGAUGGCCGCGUACGUCCGCGACGGAAAGCGCAUUCCGCGGCGCGGCGAGGUUGGAUACGAGGGCGACAAGAUUGCCUCGCUCGAAAAAGCGGGCUACGUCAUGAGUGGAGCACGACACGACACGAUGGACGCCGUGCGCCAGCGCAAAGAGAGCCAGGUAUACUCUGCAGAAGACAAGCGCAGUCAUCUACGGCAGCAGGCGGAAGAGCGCGCAAAGAAAGAGGCCGAGGUCAUUGCACAGUUCCGCGAGAUGGUCGAUACGCUGCAGAGCAGCCAGAGGUCCUAA
Molecule: messenger RNA, 672 nt
Organism: Malassezia japonica
Lineage: Eukaryota; Fungi; Basidiomycota; Malasseziomycetes; Malasseziales; Malasseziaceae
Exons: 1
Coding region: 1-672 (223 amino acids)
Biological process (GO): regulation of gene expression
Cellular component (GO): nucleus
Molecular function (GO): chromatin binding
Source: RefSeq, a predicted model, not a curated record